AUGCACUGCCUCACCGGGGAUAUUGAACCUGUCACUCUGCCGUUUUGGCCAACAUGCAAAAAUGCACUGUCUUGGUCUACCGAGGAGCUGGCAGUUGCGGCAGGCGAAGUUGUGCACAUCCUUACGCCUUGCGAUUCGCUCACUCCACCAGAAAACCCCAGUCACAAGCAAUGGCACACUCAUACCGUCCGUGUCAACCAGUUUGAACCCAGCGAAUGGCCACCCCAAGCCCUCGCUACGGUCUCUCAAUUUUCACUCGGGGAAGAACUAUCAGAAUCGACGAUCGUCUCCAUUGCCUGGUCUCCCCCAGGGCUGGGUGUCUACAGAAGAAGUGUCCUAACCGUCUUGACAUCUAAUCUCAUAUUAUCGCUAUGGGAGACCAAUGGAAGACUGGGGGUGUGGCGGCGUACAGCCAUCGUCAACCUGUAUCUGUCAACACCAAAUGCCGGCGAAGGCGUGGACCAUGCAAGACGUCAGCGAAGAGUUCGUGCCUUUGCUUGGCUGCCCAGCCUCCCAUCUACUCCAAAAUCCACAUGGGGACGGCAAAUUCUUGUCGUGGCUGACGAUAGCUAUACCAUAUUGGUCUAUCAUGUGUCAGGAAAAGGUGCUGUUGAUGGGCAGUGGUCCUUCCGACUUCUGACACAGUACACAACCGCAGGCACGCACCACCCUGACUUCAACAUAACAAGAACGCAGAGUCUGCGAACCAUUCUAACCCAUUCAUCGCCUAUCUCGAGUCUCGAGACGACUGCGUGGCAAGUGGAGGGUGAUCUAGGUGAUGUCGAGACGAAAAGUCUGGUUGUCAAGGUGAGUCGCGGUCAGUGCUGUGCCCCCACGUUUCUGCAGUUGCAGGUCCGCGGCUCCAACGCAGCUCCAGCCAAAGAUGAACGUGAACUGGAAACCUCGAUCAUCCCCUUGCCAUCGAUGCCUGGUCUCAUUAUUCCCGUGCCACCUUCCAAAGACAUGUUCGAACCGGUUGUCGAGGAGUCUUGUUCAGAGUUCGUUCGAAACCACGGGCUCCGCGGGAAAGUUCGUGUCAAUCACUGGGGCACCGUGUGGUCUCCUGAUCACAAUAUUGCAGCAGCUUGCGUGUCGCUGCACCCUUCAGACAUGAUUGAAUAUGUCAUACCUUCGGCUCAGCGCGUCAUCCUUCAUUUCAUACGCGAGCAAGAGUCUUUAGCUGAGGAGGUUGCCAUGGAAGAUCCCGUCAACGUGCAAAAACGCAUAUUUGAAUUCAUGCUGGAAUCAUCGGAAGGCCAGAUAAACACCGACUUCGACCGGAAGACUAUCAGAAAUACUGCUGCUCUCAUGAAGCUGAAUUUCAAAGAUUCAAUUGAUGUGGCUGACCUGGUAGACGCGUGGUUAGCACGACAUCAAUGCACUGUGGCAAAAGAAAAGGCUUUGGGCGGGGACGUGCAAGACCAAGACACAGAAAACCAGCAGGAGGAGCAGAUGGAUCUGGAUCGCCCGGGGACAGGGAGGGAGCAUGAUACAGCCGAAGAGGUGUGCGAGCUCUGUGGCGAGCCUAUUCCGUUCACAUCAGACUUCGAUCGAGCCAGAUGCGAUCGAGGCCAUCAAUUCAGCCGGUGCUGGCUCUCCUUUGUUGCUAUCCAAGAGCCUGGAAUUUCAAAGUACUGUUCUAAAUGCGGAAGGCAAUUCCUCGAUCUCGCUAAGAUGGAAUUCCAAGGCGAUGGUCCGAGCUUGGGUCAAGCGCUGUUCGACCGGUUCGAUGCCUGCCCCUACUGCCAAGGCAAAUAUCGAGGUUGA
Molecule: messenger RNA, 1767 nt
Organism: Cladophialophora carrionii CBS 160.54
Lineage: Eukaryota; Fungi; Ascomycota; Eurotiomycetes; Chaetothyriales; Herpotrichiellaceae
Exons: 1
Coding region: 1-1767 (588 amino acids)
Biological process (GO): transcription initiation at RNA polymerase III promoter
Cellular component (GO): transcription factor TFIIIC complex
Molecular function (GO): histone acetyltransferase activity
Source: RefSeq, a predicted model, not a curated record